Molecule: messenger RNA, 639 nt
Organism: Neurospora hispaniola
Lineage: Eukaryota; Fungi; Ascomycota; Sordariomycetes; Sordariales; Sordariaceae
Exons: 1
Coding region: 1-639 (212 amino acids)
Source: RefSeq, a predicted model, not a curated record
AUGGCAGACGAGCAGAACAACAACAACAACAACAACAACAACAACAACAACAACAGCCAUGACAAGCUCAACUUCGAUGAGUCCCAAUCUGCGAUGACAACAACCUCCAUGGCCAACGGUACCACGGCCAAUGAAACUACCACCAACACUACGAACGGCUCCAACACUUCAUCUAACCCAGCCUCAACCUUGCACGCAGCCGCAAGAAAACUCCCCGCAACAGAGAUUCCCUCAUCCAUCUUCCAGUCCCUCACCAAGCCCACUCCAACAACCACGCACCAACAACCCAGCCUACCACGCACACUCUCAGCCACAAGCUCGGAUAUUCGCCGCCGCAUAUCCCAAUUUGGCAACGACCUCAGGGUCUUGGGACAGGUUUUCGGCGAAGAUGUUAACCGGUACGGUUCUCUUCAGACUGCAGAGAGGUUUAGGCAGGUGUACGCAAUGUUUGUUGAGGUUGCGCAGGGGGUGUUGAGCGAGUUGGAUGAGUUUGAUAGGGUGAAUGGAAUAGUUGGGGGUGAAGAGGUGGGAGAGAUUGGAGAUGUGAGGGAAAGAGGGGAUCAAAAUGGCGAUGAGGAGGAGAAGAAUAAUGGUAUGGGUGAGAGGGAGCCCAACGGAGAGGCGAGGAAUGGGACUUGA